Molecule: messenger RNA, 1744 nt
Organism: Schistosoma guineensis
Lineage: Eukaryota; Metazoa; Platyhelminthes; Trematoda; Strigeidida; Schistosomatidae
Source: the annotation of a GenBank genome assembly
GGAAUGACCGCCUCUAGUCAGGCCGUUCAAGGUCGUUGAAACAAAAGGGCGGAAAGAUUCGAACAGCUCUAACGUGCCAUCGUACCUGGUUACAGUCUAUUAUUCUAUAUUGCAAAUCCCAUUCCCAGUAAUAGUCUCAUUCUUCAACUUCUUGAACAAUUCUGGCUUAUCCAUUUGGGGGCUCAGUUCCCGGUUCAAUGCAGCAUGACUCUACAGACUACAUUAAAGCAUUUAAAUAAACUUCAUCGAUAGAUCAGACAAGAUGUUACGUAUUUUCUCGCGAUUUGGAUCUGAUAAAUGUACUCGCUUUCUCUACACGUCUUGUUAUGUUAAUACACCUAAAAUUCAACCAAGCAAAUCCUCACAGUUACUGAAGUCAUAUUUUGAACUUGGACGAUUCGCUAGACCAACAGGCACGUGGCUGUUAUACCUUCCUUGCACGUGGAGCAUUGCUCUAGCUGCACCACCGGGUCACUUACCCGACAUUUAUAUGCUAACCCUAUUUGGCGUUGGCUCCAUUUUGAUGCGAAGUGCCGGUUGUACAAUAAAUGAUAUGUGGGAUAAAAAAUACGACAUGCUUGUCAAACGCACAAAGGAUCGUCCACUAGCUUCGGGUUCACUAACCUUUCCCCAGGCUUUAUUGUUUCUUGGUGCUCAGCUAGCGACUUCGCUUGUAAUAUUAUUGCAAUUGAACUGGUACAGUGUAUUUCUUGGUAUCCUGUCAUUGGUUCCUGUCAUCACGUAUCCUCUGUUUAAACGUAUUACUUACUGGCCGCAGCUUGUACUUGGCUUAACAUUGAACUGGGGUGUUUGGCUUGGGUAUUCUGCUAUAAAUGGUUUUUGCCUUUUCUCCGUGUGCACUCCUUUGUAUUUAGCUGCAGUGUGUUGGACAUGCACGUACGAUACCAUAUAUUCUCAUCAAGUCUUACAUUCAACUGGGGUGCUUUGCUGGGUUAUUCUGCUGUCACAGGUUCUGUUGACCCUCUGAUUUCAAUUCCUCUCUAUUUUGGUGGCUUCAAUUGGACAAUUAUAUACGACACAAUCUAUGCACAUCAGGAUAUUGACGAUGACAUCCGUAUAGGCGUAAAAUCAACUGCAAUUUUGUUUGGAGAAAAAACGAAAUUAUAUUUGGGCGCUUUUCACAUGGGAAUGACAGCGUGUCUCCUCACUGUUGGAAUUAACGCAAAUGCUGGUUGUCUAUAUUACCUUGGGACCUUCCUUACAAUGUUUCAUAUUGCUCAUUUAAUAAGGAAGACGGACCUAAAGAAUCCCAAUUCUUGUUGGCAGACCUUUAAAGAUAGUAAAAAAACUGGUCUUUUGUAUUUUCUUACCAUUGUACUGGACAAAAUAUCACUAUAAGUUUAUUGUUCUUCUAAAUAAUAAAAUUAACCUUUUGUAAAUAUUUCAGGGUUUUCAGCUGGCUGUUAUACAUUGGUUUCCAUUCUCAAUAAAAUCUAUUACUUUUAAAAUUACUUAUAUAAUUAAACUAAUUAUCUGACAUAGACGUAUGAUAUUUAUGAUAAUCGUGUCUACUUUCUCUACAAAGAAUUCUUUUAAACGGGAAUAAGUUUGAACAGAGUGUUUAUUGUAAAUUUUGAUACACCGUCAACUGGCAAAUGUAUUGUUACAAAUAGUUUAAAAUAUAACUGUCAAGCUCUCUAAACGAGAAAUCAUACCGUCCUAACCCAAGCAAAAAGCUACUCAAUACAAAUUAUUCCAAUUGAUUUCACUUAUUCUAUGUUAG